ACCGCAAGAGACCGACUCGCAGGCUCUGUCGGAACGCCCUUGACUUUGUAAAUUAAUUUUGAAAAUAAAACGCUCAGUAGCUCAAAUUCACGUUGAUAAAACGUCCAUUUUUCACACUGGAAUCGCCUGUUUGGCUGUGAAAUAUGUCCAAGGAAAAAGACACGGAACGACAGUAUAAACUGGUCGUCGUUGGAGGCGGUGGUGUCGGAAAAUCGGCGCUGACAAUACAGUUUAUUCAAUCCCAUUUCGUGUCCGAUUACGACCCUACGAUCGAGGAUAGCUACCGAAAACAAUGUGUUAUCGACGAACGAGUUGCACAUUUAGAUAGUAAGUGAUCUUAUUUUCCUCCUAAACUAUACUACGUGUAUACAUUUAGAUGUCUUCUAGCUAAACUAGACGCCAGAAUAAAAAUCGGGGAUAGAAUUCGAGCCAAAUUAGUCAUUUUGUUUGGCGAAUAUAUCGAGGAAUGUAGCCCAACCCCAAGCCCCGAUUGAAACGUGCCGUAAAAGGACGAAAUGUCAGCCGUGGUAGCCUUAUUUCUGUUGCUAUUUAUUGUGGGCAAAUUUUUUCCGGUAACAUUCAAAGUUAGAUACCCUAUUUUGUAUUCAUAAACUAUGUUAUUUCAUGGGCUUUUAUCGGCUGGAGAAUGCGCUCAAAAUAUAAUAUUCGCGCUCAAAAUGUUACUGGUAUUGGAUGGCUUUUUCCGCGAAUAUGGCUUGUGUUAAUAGUCGAUACCGAAACAGGGUUUCGUUUAUCUUGUUUCCUGAUCGUUUGAUCUUCCAGUCUUUCUUGGUAUUUCUACACAGUAGAAUAAGUUUUACAUCAUAAUUACAACCGUAAGCUGGGGUGGGGCCUCUGUUCUUUUCCCAAUUAGAAUUGAAUAUUUUGUUCGCGAACUUUGCUGUUCGUCUGUUUUGAAGCACCGCCAAAAGACCCGAUCUAAGAAUGCACCAAAGCAAGCCUUUUGUUCAUGACAACUCAUUUCCCGUUCUGCUUUACCCUCACAGAAUUUUGAAGUGUUAUUUUGAAUACAAAGUAGAUUUUUCGCCCAUAUUUAUAUAAUGCCCUGUGGCAAAUGGUUCUAUUUUGUAAUAUUAUGUUCCAUCGAAUGUUACAUUUUGUUCUAAACCCAUUUGGAACAAAACGUGAUGUUUUUUUCGAACAUAUUACUUGACCAGAACUUGCUAAGCCGUAUGUAAACAGUACGAAAAGCACUAAUCAAUUGAUUAACAUAAAUAAUACAAUUAUAUGUUCAUAGUCUAUCUACAGCAUAACAGAUGUCUCUUUAGGGCAUAAAUAUUUGAAGCAUUAGUGUUGUAUAUUGUGCUGUGUGAAAAAUGGCUCGCAUAUUGCAUUUCUGCAUUGAAGAAGGGUCUCUUUACGGUCCACGAACCAUCGGCCUGCGUGCCCUACUUUAUUUUCUUACCUGUCCAACGGCAGACGAUUUUACUCGUCAAGAGAGAAUGCUGGCAUUCGAUGGGGCUGGCAUUGAUAUACAAAUGAUAAUAUCACUGAUAGGUUAGCAGCACAAGCAUGUGAUAUUAAAGCUAUAAUUUCUGCCAUAAUUUCUGACUGCCUUUAAGGAAAUAGCUCGUUACUUGCAGGAAAUGACUUGUGUGCAUUGCAGACUCUUGAGACUGUGAAUGUGACAGCCAGUCCUGUGCAUAUACGUAUUCGUAUUCACUGUGGGUGAUUCCAGCUGAAGACAAAAUUUUGACCCAGGCAAGAAGAACGAAACCAUUACCAUAGCUGGAAAGAGCAUGUUAAAAUGAGUAAAUUGCAAAGUUUGGUUGCGAAUUGUUGUAAAAUGCGGAGAAUAUAGCCCUGUGAAGUUCGCAGAUUUUGUAUAUAUUUGCAGUACACACAAGAAAAAUAACCACUUUUGAGCCGAAAGUGGUUAUUUUUACCGCACGUAAUGCAAAUAUAUACAAAAUUUGCGAACUUCACAGGGCUGUAUUUUCUUCAUUUUACAACAUUUAAUGACCAAUCUUUGUGACAGUUUUACUCAUUCUAAGAUGCUCUUUCAAGCUGUGCUGUUGGAUUUCGUUCUUCUUGCCUUGAUCAAAAUUUAGUCUACAGCUGGAAUUACCAUUAAAUACGAUGUACAUAUUAACACUCUCCCCCUGACGAGUAAUAUCAUCCGACGUUAGACAGAGUAAAAUAAUAAAGUAGGGUGCAUCUGGGCACAUUGCCACUUCAAGGGUUAAUCUUUGCGCCAAACUUCCUUCGGAAAGAAGUUUGGAACAUUGACUGUAAUGGCUAGCUUUGAUAUUUAAAAUUGAGCGCCAGUGCUCUCCCGUUGACAAGUAAAAUUGUCUGGUUUUAGACAGAGUAAAAUAAUAAAAUAGGGCUCAAUUAUGUGCAAUGCAACUUCAUGUGUUAAGAAUAUAGUAGGAAGAAUAAAAUGCAGUAAUUUAGGGCACAUACAACAUAAUUCAUUAACUGAAAAUAUUUGUUUGCUUUUAGUUCUUGAUACUGCUGGACAAGAGGUUAGUAGCUUGAAAGACAAUUAAAAAAUGCAGGCCUUAAAAUAUCGGUUGGUCAUGGACGUUGUCCAACCCAUUUGUGAAAUUGUCCAAUGUAGAGAGCAAAUUGGUGUCCAACAUAAUUGUAACUUUGUCCAACGUCAAUCAAAAUGUACCCUAGUCCAGGACUAGAGGCACGUAUGUUAAAUGGAGAAUCAGAGUAAUGUAUAAAAAGUGAACUGGAAAUGUGUAAUCAAGUGCGGGGUUUUCACCGUGGGGUUCAGAAAUUCAUUGCCAAGAUUCAAAUAACUUUUUCAAAUUGUGCUGGUAUUAAUUUGUGUCUGCAUUCAUACUUAUUUCCAAGCCAAACUUGAACUCAAAGUCUUUGGGACAUCACAAUACAUAUGUCUGACCGAAACUCAAAGUCAUCGAACAUUUUGUCAGACUGUUCUGACUGACCAACAUUUUAAGGCCUGAAAAUGCGUUGCUGUUUAUUACAUCCAUAACGAUUAUUAUUUUACAAAGAUAAUUUAAUUAUUGCAUGAAAUUUCUGCAGGAAUUCAGUGCUAUGAGGGAACAGUACAUGCGAAGUGGUGAAGGAUUUUUAUUGGUAUUCUCACUAACAGAUAGGGCAAGGUAAAACAAUGUACAAAGCCUGGGAAUAAACGUCCGGUCAUGGUCAUUGACUGGUACAAAUACAUGCAAAUCAGAGUCGGUGCUUCAGAGAUUAGUCCAAAAACCAUGAGACAAAUUUUCGAAAAGACAAGACAUCUUGAGAAUUCAAUAGAUGAUUCAAAACAAGACGCAGGUCGAGACUGUAAAUUUUUGACUUUGUUUCAAAGUCAUCUUCAGACAGAAUGAAAUAUAUAUAUAUGUGUUGUAAAGUAUUGUAUUUCAUUCUGUCUGAAGAUGACUUUGAAAUAAAGUCGAAAAUUUACAGUCUCAACCUGCGUCUUGUUUUGACUCAUAUAUUGAAUUCUCAAGAUGUCUUGUCUUUUCGGAAUUUGUUUUUUACUUUACAAAUACAUGAUUUCUAGUGUUUUUACUGACAGAACUUGGAUUGUGUCCGUCACUUUGUCCAGUUUGCAUUUAUUCAGCAUUUCAACCCUAAAAAAUUCCUUCUCUUAAUAAAUCACUCAAAAUGUCCUGCCUUUUCCCCAAAUUUCCUUCCAUUUUUGAGAAAAUAUACAAAAGUAAUUGAAUUUCCCUGUUACUCAAAGUCUAGAUUUUAGCUUAAAAGCAAAUUAUAUCAAAUUAUCAGAAAACUUAUAUGUUAUUAUUUCUAUACCAUAAACCUCGGAAUAUAAAUGAGGAAGGCAGCCAACCUAAAUAUAAGCCCACUUGUUUGUCACUAUUGUUUAUCUCUACCACUAUUAAUCACUAUUAUUACUAUGCUUAACACUUGUUUAUCACUAUUACUAUACUUGUUUACCACUAUUACACUAACACAAAAGAUUGUCCAUGAAUAAGCCCUUGUAUAAGCCCAUCAAAAAUCGCUUACGAAAGAAUAUAAGCCCAGGGCUUAUAGUCAGAGGUUUACGGUAUACAGUAUUAGUAAAAUAUUAUUUCAACAAAAUUAAAAUGUUAGCAAAAGAUGCAAAUCUCUAAAUACCAUUGAACAUAUAUAUGUAACCAUAUUUGUAUCCUAUGUUUUUGACUGACAGGUAUGUUUUUUUUUUCGUGACAGGCACACAUGCAAAUUGGUGCUGGUCAUUUGAAAGGCAGGCCCCAAAAAAUUAUUUCCAGGCUUGCUUGAAAGCCUUGAAUGUACUAGUUGUGUAUGUCUGUCUGAUUACUUAGCUACCUGUCUGUAUUGGUUAUGAAGAUCUAUUAAAGAAGUUCUGCUGGAUGAAAUUGAUAGACAGAAAGGGAAAAACGUGGUUAUAAGUUAGUUCAGUGCCACAACAUUUUAAAUUAUAUUUUUCUAGAAAUACAAAAAUACAAUUUUUUUGUACACUCUGUGCUAAGUUCAUGCUCUGCUGUAGGAAGUGCAUGCGAUCGUACUUAUCUGAAAUUCUCGGCGACUAUGCCAAGCUGAUUUCGGCGUACAAUCGUUUGUCCGUACUCCUGUUUUUUAAGCCCUGAUACCCUUUUAAAAUAAAAGGUUCAUUCAUUCCUGUCUAAACUGUUUUUCUCUUUUAUAGUUUUGAUGAAAUCAAUAAAUUUUACAAUCAAAUAUUAAGAGUAAAAGACAGAGCAGAGUUCCCCAUGAUAAUCGUGGGCAACAAAUCAGAUUUAGAACGAGAAAGAGUGGUAAGAUACAGUACUUGGACUGUCUAUCCCAAAAUGAAUUUUGAAAAGUAAUAGUGUGUUUCAACAGUUCUGCACAACGACAGGACAUGGUUUUUGUAAUAGAACCAUUUUAUACUUUUAGUUGGGAAAUGCAUAAUAAUAUCCUUGAAAAAAUGUUUCUAUUUUAGUUUUAACAUGUUUGUUUAUUUACUGCUGGGUCGAAAAAUUGGGAAAACCCCAGUGUUUUUUCAAAACCCAUUCAACCGAUGUUGUUCUAUGCAAAAACCUGAAAAAAACUGUUUGAAUCUCGAGUAAUGUCGAAACAAAAUUGCCCCUUCCUCAAAAUCAACAGUUUUUACCCACAACUGCCUGUUCAAUUUCUUUGCUUAUUAUUUAACUUUUCCAUUAAAAAUUGAAAUUUAAUGUCUAGGUUUCGUCAGGAGAGGGUAAUGAAACUGGCAGACAACUGAAGGUACGAAUUUCAUCCAACUACCUUUACUGCAAAAGGAAAAUAAUCCUAAUUAAACAAAGUAAAAAGCAAAUUCCGAAAAUACAGGACAUCUUGAGAAUUCAAUAUAUAAUUCAAAACAAGACGCAGUUUGAGACUGUAGUUUCUCAAACUGCGUCUUGUUUUGAAUUAUAUAUUGAAUUCUCAAGAUGUCCUGUAUUUUCGGAAUUUGCUUUUUACUUUAUUUUUUUAAAUUGUCGGCUGGUCAUGGUUUUUGGCCUAAUUAAACCAUUACAUCGUAUUGUGCCCCAAUGCACUCCACUACACUAUUUUACUCUGUCUAAUGCCAGAUGAUUUUAUGCUUUAAGGGGGAGAGUACUGGCGCUCAAUAGACAAUUCCCAUUAUAGACUAAUUUUAAAACUAAGCAAGGAGAUGCAAAUAAAUCACCACAGCUAGAAAAAGCAUACUAAAAUUAGUAAAAUUACAAAAUUUGCUUGCGAAAUGUUGUAAAAUGUGGAAAAUAUAGCCUUGCAAAGUUUGCAAAUUUUGUAUACUUUUGUAUUGCGUGCGACAUUUUCGGCCUGAAUGUGGUAGAAAUUUCCGCAAGCAAUACAAAAGUAUACAAAAUUUGCGAACUUUGCAAGGCUAUACUUUCCUCAUUUUACAACAUUUCGCAACCAAACUUUGUAAUUUUACUAAUUUUUGUAUGCUCUUUCUAGCUGUGGUGUUAUUUAUUUGAGUUUCCUUACCUAAUUUUAAAAUUAGUCCAUAAUGGGAAUUGUCUAUUGGUUAAAUUUGUGAUAGUAUUUCAAAUGCUUUUAUUUUUUAAUUCAGAUUCCAUAUAUUGAAGCAAGUGCAAAAACGAGAACAAACGUUGAUGCUGCGUUUCACGACCUUGUCAGAGCGAUAAGGUAAAAUGCAAUCUUCAACAUUUCUCUACACCUCAUAGGAAAG
Molecule: messenger RNA, 6100 nt
Organism: Paramuricea clavata
Lineage: Eukaryota; Metazoa; Cnidaria; Anthozoa; Malacalcyonacea; Plexauridae
Source: the annotation of a GenBank genome assembly